Molecule: messenger RNA, 1306 nt
Organism: Megalops cyprinoides (Indo-Pacific tarpon)
Lineage: Eukaryota; Metazoa; Chordata; Actinopteri; Elopiformes; Megalopidae
Product: neuronal acetylcholine receptor subunit beta-2-like
Exons: 4
Coding region: 16-1254 (412 amino acids)
Biological process (GO): signal transduction; regulation of membrane potential; chemical synaptic transmission
Cellular component (GO): synapse; postsynaptic membrane; neuron projection
Molecular function (GO): acetylcholine-gated monoatomic cation-selective channel activity; transmembrane signaling receptor activity
Source: RefSeq, a predicted model, not a curated record
GAGAGGGAGCAGAUCAUGACCACAAAUGUGUGGCUCACUCAGGAGUGGAAUGACUACCGGCUGAUGUGGGACCCCCAGGAGUACGAGGGUAUCAAGAAGCUGCGCAUCCCGUCCCGGCACAUCUGGCUGCCAGACAUCGUCCUCUACAACAAUGCUGACGGAACCUACGAGGUGUCGUUCUAUUGCAACGCCGUGGUGUCCAGCAAUGGUGAUGUCUUCUGGCUGCCCCCGGCCAUCUACAAAAGUGCCUGCAAGAUUGAGGUGCGGAACUUCCCCUUCGACCAGCAGAACUGCACGCUCAAGUUCCGCUCGUGGACCUACGACCACACCGAGAUCGACCUGGUCCUCACCAGCGACUUCGCCAGCCGCGACGACUUCACGCCCAGCGGUGAGUGGGACAUCGUAUCGCUCCCCGGCAGGAAGAACGAGGACCCGGACGACGCCGCCUACCUGGACAUCACCUACGACUUCAUCAUCAAGCGGAAGCCCCUCUUCUACACCAUCAACCUCAUCAUCCCCUGCGUGCUCAUCACCUCGCUGGCCAUCCUGGUCUUCUACCUGCCCUCGGACUGCGGCGAGAAGGUCACCCUCUGCAUCUCCGUCCUGCUGGCCCUCACCGUCUUCCUGCUCCUGAUCUCCAAGAUCGUGCCGCCGACCUCGCUGGCCGUGCCUCUUAUCGGCAAGUACCUGAUGUUCACCAUGGUGCUGGUGACCUUCUCCAUUGUCACCAGCGUGUGCGUGCUCAACGUGCACCACCGCUCUCCCAGCACCCACAGGAUGCCCGAGUGGGUCCAGCGGGUCUUCCUCCGCAAGCUGCCUGCCUUCCUCUUCAUGCAGCGGCCCGGGAGCUCUAACGUGCGCGAGCGAUUCCGGCAGAAGCAGCACCGCCGGUCCCGGCCCGACGCGGGGCCCGGCAAGGCCGACGCCGACUCCUUCUUCGUCAACGAGGAGCCGGCCAAGCGGCACGGCUGGCGCAUCGGCGACCUGCCGGAGAACACCGAGCGGCGGAGGAGGAUGACGGUCAAGUGCGACGAGGACGUGAGGGAGGCGGUGGAAGGGGUGCGCUUCAUCGCCGAGCACAUGCGGGAGGAGGACGAGGAUGAGGGCAUAAUCGAGGACUGGAAGUACGUGGCCAUGGUGAUCGACCGUCUCUUCCUGUGGAUCUUCGUCCUGGUGUGCGUGGUGGGAACCGUGGGACUCUUUAUGCAGCCGCUCUUCCAGAGCUACAACACGCCCAUCGUGGACUCGGCGUAAUGGCCGCUGGGCCCCACCCCCCACCCCGCGGUAACCCCGGCGACACCACCAG